AUGUACAAGGACAUAGAAGCAGGGGUUGCUGCAAGAGUACCAAACUCCAAGAAAAAAUAUUCAGCUAUAGCAGCAUUGAGUUUGGCUUUUCUACUUUCUAUAGCCAAAUUAUGGUUUAUAUGGUAUUUUUUGGGUGCACCGUCGAAAAUCUCAAAACUUAGCGUCGGAAACUCUAUAUUGGACGACUCAGCCUGUCCCGUCGCGCCAGCUUUGAGGCCUGAAUCCUAUGUGAAGGACAAUUCUACCCUGGUGAAAAUCGUGGAAGAUCAGACAUUCCGCAACGAGUCGGUGGCCAAGUUACUGGGUGCCGUGCACUACAGAACAGUCAGCUCUGAUUCUCGGCCAGACCCGAAAACUAAUCCAGAGUUCUACGCACCUUUUUUGAAAUUCCACGAAUACUUACAAAAGACUUAUCCAUUAGCGCACAAAUACUUGGAUUUGGAGCAUCCAGGGUAUGAAUUCAAUUUGCUUUACACGUGGAGAGGCUCCGAUCCUUCCCUUAAGCCGCUGGUCUUGAUGGCGCAUCAAGAUGUGGUACCCGUUAAUCCGGAUACACUUGGCGAAUGGGAGCAUGAACCGUUUGAAGGAUAUUAUGACGGACAUUUUCUAUAUGGGCGUGGUGUUUCAGAUUGCAAGUCGCUACUAUCGUCACUAUUUCAGGCAAUAGAACUGCUGAUUAAAGAUGGAUUCGAACCUACAAGGACUGUGGUUUUAUCGCUGGGUUUCGACGAAGAAGUAGGAGGAAAGUACGGUGCUGCAACUUUGAGUGAUUUUCUAGUGUCUAGAUAUGGCAGGCAUGGAGCUUAUGCCAUUGUUGAUGAGGGUGGUGCUGCAAUUGAGCAAAUUGAUGACACGUUAUUCGCUCUGCCAGCUGUAGGAGAGAAAGGAAGCCUAGAGUCUUACAUAGAGCUGUUUACCCCUGGUGGACAUUCUUCAGUUCCUCCUGACCAUACCAACAUUGGCAUAAUAUCGGAACUCGUCUCAAACAUCGAAAAAGCUCCUUUUAGUCCCGAUAUCACUGAGUCUAACCCCUUUUUCAAGUAUUUGCAAUGUAUGGCAGUACACGCGACUGAAGAUUCCGCGGUUCCAAAGAAUGAAAUUUUGCGACUAUUAGUCGACGAGUCGGCUAAAGAACGUGUUUUGAAAUGGGUAGAUUCUAAAAGAAAUCUGAGAUAUCUGGCAAAAACGACUCAAGCUGUUGAUAUCAUUGAUGGUGGUAUCAAGGCGAACGCUCUCCCAGAGCAUACAAAGUUGGUAGUUAACCAUAGAGUAAAUGUGGGAUCCUCAUGUGCUGUCACCGGAGAGAAAAUCCUGAAUGACAUCAAAUCGGUGGCUAGUAAGCAUAAUUUAGGACUUCGCUUCAAUAACGAAGAGAUUUUGCCCAAGACGGAAAAUGGCUAUUUCAACUACACUACCGGUGACAUGUUAGAGCCAGCUCCUGUUUCACCUACAACUGGUGGAAAUUGGGAAGUUUUCAGCGGAACUGUGAAGCAUUUGUUCGAAGAUAUUGCGUACCCUGGACAAUUGAAAAAUCCGGUGGUCGUUUCUCCCUCUAUUACCACUGGGAACACUGACACAGCACAUUACUGGGAUUUGACAAAGCACAUAUACAGGUACAGGCUUGCAACUUUCAACAGUGUCCUUGACGGUCACGCCCAUGGGGUGAAUGAGCAAAUGCCAGUCGAAUCUCAUAUGUACUUGGUUGCCUUCAAUUACGAGUAUAUCAGAAACUGUGAUGCAGCCAAGGAUUAA
Lachancea fermentati is the source of this 1752-nucleotide messenger RNA. Lineage: Eukaryota; Fungi; Ascomycota; Saccharomycetes; Saccharomycetales; Saccharomycetaceae. The record is from the annotation of a GenBank genome assembly.